CCCCCGCACAUCGACAAUUGCAUUGCUUCAAACACAUUCGCCAAUAUGGACGAGCCGCUGCGGAAACGCAGAAAGACUUCAUCUCCCGCGCAACAAGACUUUAGCCCACUGCGAAAGCCACCUCGACGACCGUCCUCUGCCUCGCCCAUAAAGGCCAGUCUUGCGCGCAACGACUACAAUUUAUUGCCCGCUCGUACACCACCACGCGACGAUAUCCGGUCUCGAGGAGAGCAAGUACGAAGGCGCGCACUUGAGGAGCCUGGCGCACCAGAGAAAGCGAUCGGAGAAGGGGCAGAAGAAGGGACAGAACUGAGGUCAUCGCCGCCGCAGAGAGGGCUUGCGGAGCAGCACCAUUCACGUCAAGACGUACUAUUCCCCUCGCCGAUAAAGCGUCCCCCUCGCCUAAAAGGUGCGCUCAGAAGAUCUCCACUGGCGCCGGCGCCAGCGCCAGCAGUCCAGCGAAACCAACUCACUCGGCCUACGGAAGAUGCAUUAGACGAGGACGGCCCAAAGGAGAAGACCAGAAAGCCUCCUUUAGAUCCUGAGAUUGACAAGAGGAGGCAAGAGAAGGCGCGACUACAACGCGAAAUCAAAGAGCUCGAAGCACAGGUGUCAAGGUGCACGAGUGAGAUUGCAGUUGAGCAGCAGCGGGAUGCGAAUGAUGCGCUGCUUCCUGCGCAACGUGCAGACCUCAUUAAGUUCAUCACAAACAUCAGCGGAGCAGAUGAACAAGAUGAGCGGCCAAUACCAAUCUCGAGCCUUCUUUGCUCGUUCCUGCCGUUCUCGAGCUUAACUAUUCUACCUCACAAGCGAAAACAACCAGAAAGGCCCAUUGCGUCACAUCGACCUAUCGACUUACCAGACCCGUUACCGUACUUAGAAAUGUUCACAAACUUCAGAUUUUCUACACAGCUAGGACUGCCACGAGGUAAAGCCCUCUCGUCCUCGAAACAUGUCCAUCAAAAACACACAAUCGACAUCAGUGGCCCCCAAAAACUCCUUACGGCGCAACUAGCUGUCAACAUCGAUUGUCUGUCAAACGAGGUGAUUGACAUGCACAUCUUGCGCCUACCAACCUGGACAGAGCGCGAAUUAGGAAUAUUCAUGCGUUCAAAAGCAAAAGAGAAGAAUCUGGGUAUGGUGUGCUGGGCUAUCGACUCGUUCUGGGAUGUUACGGCAAAGCGCGCCGCUUACUGGCAUAAGUGCGAAGCAGCAUUUGUACAUUUACUUACAGGGCGGACGAUUACUGCUACAGAGAACGCACGACCUGCAAAUGCCAAGUCGGCCGUGCUCUCUCGAAAAGAUCUUGGUCGUCAUCUCGGUCGCGAUACAUUGAUCUUGCAGGACAAGCGCGUCCUGCUCAAGAUCAGCUGGCGCAUUGUGUUCGACUGGACGGGUGAAGCCGAGUCCAACAUUGGUGUGGAAUGCGCUGUGCCCGCCGUGUGGAAGGAGGCUGAUGCGAGUGACACUUUUCGCAAGAUCCCGGAAACGUUCGGUUCUCUGCUACGCGCAAAGGGUGCUUUUGAGGCUACGAGGAUCUUAGUUGCUUUGCUGUUCUCGCAGUAAAUGGCGAAGGAGAUGCUGUUUCGUAUAUAGUUUGAGAUACCCAAUGCAAUCCUAGCGUCUCUGCCCAACUUCUGCACUGCUUGUACAUGGGCUAGACGAGUU
Molecule: messenger RNA, 1668 nt
Organism: Didymella exigua CBS 183.55
Lineage: Eukaryota; Fungi; Ascomycota; Dothideomycetes; Pleosporales; Didymellaceae
Exons: 2
Coding region: 46-1566 (506 amino acids)
Source: RefSeq, a predicted model, not a curated record